CCGACCGAGGGUCUGACUGACUCACAAGUAGUCCAUCCAGUCAUCAGAAAGGACGUUCGAGUUACCUACGGACAACCUCUUUUAAUAAGCGGGCCCGCAGUUUUUCAACGAGAGGCAGUUUAAAUCGUCUUCCGGUUGAAACAUCCGACUUGUUUCCGUCAGCUUCUCAUCAAAGAAAUUUCAUCUAUUGUCAGAAGCACGACCGUUUCAACUGGCUCCUAUUGUUAUUCGCUCCUACUGACUUUAUCGAAAAAAGACAUUUUCAACGGGCAAGCAAAACAGCCAAUCGAAAGACACACUCAGAGUUCGCCUUUUCUCCUUUUUGAUCUUUUGACAUUGUUCAACUGAAGAAACCAACCACCAACUGAACCAAUUGAUAGCGAAAAUGGCCAAAUCGCUACACAUCGUUUUCACGUUCACCAUUUCCCUGCUGUGCUCCAAUUUGGGCGUGGGAGGAGUGAGCAUCACGUCGAUCCGAGUGCCACCGGCCGUUGAGAACGGUAGCGCCCCGGUGAUAUUGGACUGCGAGUACUCGCUGGCCUCACACGAGAAGCAAGGACUGGUCGUUCAGUGGUUCUUUCGCGACCACCCCGUGCCCGUCUACCAGUGGAUUCCGGGAAAGAGGCCCCAAGAUAACGGACCACUUAAAGGUCGCCUCAACCUGGAAUACCGGGCCUCGGAAGAUCCUUAUCACCGUCACAGGGCCCUGGAGAUAGUGCGACCAUCCACCGACCUUGGAGGCGACUAUCGCUGCAAAGUAGCCACUUUUGACAACGAAGACACUCAAAACGCUCACAUGGUCGUCUACGUGCCAGCCGCUACGUUCACAGUGGGAAAGACCAAGCCGACGAUAUCAACAGUGAAUGUGACCUGCAAGGUCGAAGGCAUCUACCCUCUUCCCCAACUCGAGCUGAUUCAAGAGGACGGACCCCAUGGCAGCAGGAUGGCCGUGAAAGAGACGACGCUGUUUGUUUCCUCGCGAGACGGACGCUACGACGCUACCUUGUUUCGAGUUCUCGAAGAUAAACAUCUACCUGCUGACACUGUCUUUGAGUGCCUCUUGUCUUUACCCGCCACAGAGUAUCAAACCGUCCAGAAGUUGUCUUACCAACCAGGUGCACCCGUGUCUGAUGCCAUGCCCCCGCCGGAUAAUGAUAUAGAUGAGGAUCAGUCACACACAUGGAUGGGCUCUGGUGGUGGGACAAGCAUUCCUUCUUCCGUUUCGGCACCGCACCAAUCCCUGGAUUCUGUUGUUUCUUCCGCCGACGAGCAAACUCUGCAAAACGAUUCCGAAAGCACUGACAUGUGGCAGAGUGGCACGGGACGAGGCAUUCGAGCCCACGAAACAAUUGACAAUGGAGCAAAUAACUACUUUCGACCGCGGAUCCUUGAGCUUUUGUUGACGGUCGCCAUUGUCGUAAAAUACUUCGGCUGAAACUUCCGGUUUACACCACGUCCUUCCUUCUAGUUUCUCCUCAACUGUAUCGAUUUAUCACCAACCACCCCCUCUAUAAAAAAAAAAUCCUCUUCCGUUUUAUCGGAGGAAGAUGAUGAAAAUUGCCUCAUCUGUAACCAAUCAGUCAAUUUCCUAUCGGAUCUUCCUCGCUCAUAUGAUGUCAAGCAAUCUUCAAAUUUUCUUUAUGUAUACAUACUAUAAAUAUUUGCACAAUACUAAUGACUAGACUAAGAAGAUAUAUAUAUUGUGUGCUUAUAUUUUUCUGUAAAAAGUGAUCCUAAACGCAUCAUCGAUGGAAUUUCGGCUUCGCCUUAUUCUUAUUGUAUUGAGUUGAACAAAAGAUUCAGGAAACUUUUUGGUUUCAACCCGACUUCAUGUACUUUUGCAUUUCAAUAGAAAAGAGAGAAGCGCCUACUAAAUUAAAAUCGUUAUCGAGCAGAACAUUCUUUUUUUUUUACAAUUUUACAGUUACUUCUUCAUCCCUUUUCAAUUCAGCACCACGAAUAAUAAUCUGGCCUCUUAAAACAAACCAAUUUACAUAAUUCAGUAACCUGAGGACUCGAGUAUGAGUCAUUUGAUGUAAA
Molecule: messenger RNA, 2040 nt
Organism: Daphnia pulicaria
Lineage: Eukaryota; Metazoa; Arthropoda; Branchiopoda; Diplostraca; Daphniidae
Exons: 7
Coding region: 386-1435 (349 amino acids)
Source: RefSeq, a predicted model, not a curated record